AUGGCGAGCACUGUACAGGAGAACGAGUCGAAGCUGCUAGAGCCUUACGCGUACAUCAGUGAGCUACCUGGCAAGAAUGUUCGCGGUAGGAUGAUCGGCGCCUUCCAGUCUUGGCUGCGUGCGCCCACCGAGGCCGUGGAAAGCAUUCAAAGCAUCGUGGACCAGCUACACAACGCCAGUCUCCUUAUUGACGAUAUCGAGGAUGACUCGGAGAUGCGACGUGGCCAGCCAGUGGCCCACCACAUCUUCGGUGUGCCUGCCACUAUCAACUGCGCCAACUACGUGUAUUUCCUGUCUCUGCAAAAGUGCCAAGCUCUCGGCAACCCACGAGCUCUACAGGUCUACACAGACGAGAUGUUGCGGCUACACCAGGGCCAAGGCCUCGAUAUCUUCUGGAGAGACCAUCUACAGUGUCCUACAGUGGACGAAUACCUCGAGAUGGUGCAAAACAAGACGGGAGGACUCUUCCGACUGGCUGUGGGACUUAUGCAGGCAUUUAGCGACUCUACUAUGGACUUUACACCGCUGGUAAACGCUCUGGCCGUGUAUUUCCAGAUCCGAGACGACUAUGUGAACCUGCUGGACGAGGCCUACAUGGAGAAUAAAAGUUUCUGUGAGGACCUGACGGAGGGGAAAUUCUCGUUUCCGCUCAUUGUGGCUAUUCGUGAAAACCCACAAGACACACGACUGUUGAGUAUCUUGAAGCAGCGCACCAAGAGCCUCAACCUAAAGCAGUACGCUGUACAGUAUCUGCGUGAGACGGGUGCUGUAGAGCUCACGCUGGCCAAGUUGAACGCGACGGUACAGGAAAUCCGAAACGAGAUUGCAUCGUUAGGAGGCAACCCGGCACUUGAACAAAUCGUCGAAGGAUUGCAUUCGACGAUAAAGUGAUUUUCGACGGGACGGGAUCGCUCUCUGCUCUCAUAGACAACUUUUCUUGAUGUUUGCAAUGGUGAAGAA
Phytophthora infestans T30-4 is the source of this 960-nucleotide messenger RNA. Its product is annotated as geranylgeranyl pyrophosphate synthetase. NCBI's taxonomy places the organism in Eukaryota, Oomycota, Peronosporomycetes, Peronosporales, Peronosporaceae. The record is from RefSeq and is a predicted model, not a curated record. Gene Ontology annotation, molecular function: prenyltransferase activity. The transcript has 2 exons. Gene Ontology annotation, biological process: isoprenoid biosynthetic process. Bases 1 to 891 code for a protein of 296 amino acids.